Molecule: messenger RNA, 1277 nt
Organism: Aedes albopictus (Asian tiger mosquito)
Lineage: Eukaryota; Metazoa; Arthropoda; Insecta; Diptera; Culicidae
Product: ficolin-1-like
Exons: 2
Coding region: 248-1087 (279 amino acids)
Source: RefSeq, a predicted model, not a curated record
CAUCAGCUCUGCAAAAAAAAUCACCGACGGUUUGCUUCUAACAGUGGGGUAGGCCAUUUUACCCUGACGCCGCAUAUUAAAUUAAUUGUCUCUUCAUAUGUAUUCGCAUCGAAUGCAUCACAAAAACCCCCUUUUCGGAGUCACUUAGGUUUCCCUAUCAGCAUGGCAAAGCAAUACACUUCAGUCUAAGUUCAGCUGAGCGUCUGUGUAGAAACGAAGAACAUCGUGUCCGAGUUCUGAAUCCAGCAUGAAUCGCAAUCACUUAACGCUGUUUGGUUCGUUGCUCCUGAUAGCGAUACCCGCGUGCUGCUCAUCCACCUGCUCAGGUUUCGGUUAUGAAUUACUCUCCGGCAAGUUGGAAACGAUGGAAGCUGAAAUGUUAACCAUCGGUGAAUCAGUUAAAAAAGUGAACAAUUUGUUGAAAUCGAUGCAAUGUGCUGAAUCCGUCUACGCGUCAUGUGAUAAGGUGCCUUCGAAAGAAUCCGGAAUCUACAAAGUCAAGACGAACCUUCGCGAAGUGACCGAAGUGUUCUGCGACCAGGCAUAUGACGGUGGCGGUUGGACGGUCAUUCAAAAUCGCUUCGAUGGAUCCGUCAAUUUCUACCGGGAUUGGAGCGAGUAUAAGGACGGUUUUGGCAAUUUGGACGGAGGGGAGUUUUGGCUGGGACUGGAUGUGAUUCAUCAACUCACGUAUUCGGCACCGCACGAGCUGGUUGUGUUGCUCGAGGACUUUGACGGCAACUCAACGUAUGCCAAACUGGACCGAUUUGAGGUGGCCGGGGAGCAAUCUUCGUACAAAGUAACCCUUGCCGAUGGAUUCAGUGGACCUGCUGGAGAUUCGUUUACUGGGACCAAGGGCGCAAUGUUCAGCACAUUGGAUAGAGAUAACGAUACGUGGGGUGACAGCUGUGCAGUGACAUAUAAUGGAGCAUGGUGGUAUACAGCAUGCCAUUCAAGUAAUUUAAAUGGCAAAUAUUCAAAAGGGAAUACGACAGAAUAUGCUACUGGAAUGGUUUGGUAUACAUUUAGAGGUCAUCAUUAUGCACUGAAGUCUUCUAGGAUGAUGAUAAGAAAAAAGAAAUCAUAACAUAAAAUAAGUUUAUUGCAGUUCUCCCAUCUACGUAUUUUGUUACCUAUAAAAUAGCUAUAGUAAUACCAUAUUUACUUUGUUGUAUUCUUUUCCUUUUAUUUUUUUUUUAAUUGUGUAAAUAAAUACGCUCUAAUAUUAGUAUAAACCUAUAAACAUUGUAAAUACUUUUCCCAAUUCAUAUCAAAAA